GUUAAUUGCCGGCAGAACAUGAAAGUGAAUUAAAGUGGAUUUCCAAAUGGAGGGAGAAAAACAGUGUAAAAGAAACUGGCUCUGACUGACCAAACUACAAGUGUAAACAGCAAAAAUGAAGGACAAUAAUCGGACUGUGCGGAUGAGUUCCUCAAUUAGCGAUGCAUACGACAUGCAUGAAUCACACAGCCACGAACCCUUAGUUGCGCAAGCACACAACCUAGAGGACUUUUCUAGGACAGUUCAGGACAAAUCCGACGAAGAUGAAGACGAUGAUGUUGGAUCGCCUUGUGGAUGGGGACCGUUGCAGCCCAGCAAACUCCAAAGAUUCCGCUCAGCCCGGUGGGUCCUCUUCUGGCUAUGUUGGGCAGGCUUCUUGCAAGGACUCAUCGUCAAUGGCUUCAUCAAUGUGGUAAUUACCACCAUUGAAAAACGCUACCAGCUUCGUAGCACGGAAUCGGGACUGAUUGCUGGUGGCUAUGACAUAGCUUCUUUCCUGUGCCUUAUCCCCGUCAGCUACCUGGGAGGAUCAAGAAGCAAGCCAAUCUUCAUCGGCAGUGGUGUUCUUGUGUUGGCCAUCGGUUCUUUUGUGUUUUCUUUACCUCAUUACAUGUCUGGACAAUAUUCCUUCAGCCAAGAGCAGGAAGAUCUCUGCUCGGCGACGAACAGUUCGCUCGAAUGUAAUAGUGAUAAUGUGUCUUAUUUGUCGAGUUAUAAGUAUGUGUUCUUCUUGGGUCAGUUGCUUCAUGGUGCUGGUGCAGCUCCUUUCUACACUUUGGGAUGCACGUAUUUGGAUGAGAAUGUCCCGACAAAGAUGUCUUCUGUUUAUCUCGGUAUUUAUUAUACAAUGGCAGUGAUUGGUCCUGCUGUAGGAUACUUAAUUGGCGGCCAGUUUUUGAAACUUUACGUUGACAUUGGAGUCGAUCCAUCUGAGUUAGGUUUAACAUCUUCGAGCAGCGUCUGGGUUGGUGCUUGGUGGAUUGGGUUUAUAUUCACCGCGAUUCUUGGUGCGUUGGUUGCCAUACCUCUUACUGCAUUUCCAAAGACGCUUCCUGGUGCUUUGAGAAUACGCGCCGAGAAAAAGACGGAAAUGCACCAGAAACUGCAAAACAGCGAGGCAGUCCAAACAGGAUUUGGUACCAGUUUGAAAGAUCUACCUUCUUCCUUCAGAUUUCUCCUGACAAAUCCAACUUUCGUUUUUCUUAGUCUGGCCGGAGCAACUGAAGGUAUGCUGGUAUCAGGUUUAGCAACUUUUCUACCAAAGGUUAUUGAAUCUCAGUUCAGCAUAGCAGCGAGUUGGGCAGCUGUACUUGUUGGAUUAGUGACAAUACCUGGAGCCGGUGGUGGAACAUUUCUAGGUGGCUAUCUGGUCAAAAAAUUCAGUUUGCGGUGUGCUGGAAUAAUAAAGAUGUGCAUCAUUUUCUCCUUCAUAUGCGUUGGUCUUGUCUUCAUAUUCAUUCUUCAUUGUCCCAACUCCAAAUUUGCUGGUUUAAAUACUUUCCUACCAAACAGCUCUGAACCCUUUGGUUCACCACAGUUCCAAGGCAGUUGCAACACGGCAUGCUCCUGCUCACCAAGGCAGUACGAUCCGGUGUGUGGCACCGACAACAUUGUCUACUAUUCCCCUUGUUUCGCCGGAUGCAAGAGCACAUAUCAACUGGGCGGCACCAAGAUGUAUGGUGACUGUAGUUGCAUCGUCCAUGAGGGUCGUAACAUCAGCAUACAUGGAAGGAGUGUGGUCAUUCAGGCAACACGAGAGAAAUGCGUCAAUUACUGUAGCUACAUGCCGGUGUUCCUGCUUCUCAUCUUCCUGUCAAUGCUGUUCACAUUCCUCGUCAGCAUGCCUUCUCUUUCUGGAACGUUGAGGUGUGUGGCUGAAAGUCAAAAAUCCUUCGCUCUGGGGGUGCAAUGGAUUGCUGUCAGACUUCUUGGUACGAUACCAGCUCCCAUUCUGUUUGGUUCCCUAAUUGACUUGAGCUGCGAAUUGUGGCAAGACACUUGCAACAAACAAGGCGCCUGUCUUUUCUACGACAACCAACUCAUGAGCAACAACGUCCUCAUCUUGGCUUGCGUCCUCAAAUCCUUAUCCUGUGUCUUCUUCUUCUUUGCAUGGUUGCUGUAUCGGCCACCAGAGGGAGGUGAGGACAGCGGGGAGAACACUACAAAAGUUGACAAUUGCGACCCAUUAGAUGUCAUCCAGAAAGAGAUCAUUGACGAGUUCACUGCGACGAAGCCCGAUAUAGACGGCAUUAAAAUGGCGAAUGGAACUAUUAUUUGAAAAACUAUAUUGCAUUAAAACCCGCUCAUCUCAGCGCAUUUUCAUUUGAAUGCCACAAGAACUGACAAUUGUGGCCCAUCAGAUGUUCAGAAAGACAUCAUUGAUGAUUUCACUGAGGCAUUGCCCGAUAUAAGGGCUGUUCACUUAUCGGCCGUCCGUCACGUCCGCGCCGAUUUUUUCCACCCGAAACAGGUUUUCCUUGCUGGUUGCCAUGACGGCAAGCCGUCUUGGACGGGACCGGUUUCGAUCAUAAGAACCUCGAUAUCUGAUGCCCAUCAAAAGUAGGACAGCAUUUCAUUGAGUUUCCGCAAAACAGCGCGCUCUUACCUCUAGUGAGUGAAUUCAAUCACGUGAUUGAUGUACUGCGACCGUAUGUGAAUGCUACUCUGUUUUCGUUGGUAGUCCGUCACGGCAAAAAACAGGAUGGACGGGACGGGCGACCGGUAAGUGAACAGCCCUAUAGAUGGCAUUAAACGGCGAAUGGAACUAAUACUAUUUGAAAAACUAUAUUGCAUUAAAGCCUACUCAUCUCAUGACAUUUCAUUUGAAUACCACGAAACUGGACAAUUGCGACCCAUUAGAUGUUAUCCAGAAAGACGUGAUUGACGAUUUCACUGUGACAAAACCCGAUAUAGACGAUGUUAAAAUAACGAAUGGAACCAUUUUUGGAAAAACUAAAUUUCAUUAAAACCUACUUAUCUCAGCACAUUUUAAUUUGAAGGGCACAAAACUUGUUGAUUACGACCCAUUAGAUGUUGUUCAGAAAUAAAUGAUUGACAAUUUUACUGUGGCAAAUCCCAAUACAGACGGCAUUAAAGUAAAGAAUGGAACCAUUAUUUGAAAAACUAUAUUUCAUUAAAAUCUACUCAUCUGAGCUCAUUUUGUUUUGCUACCGCCACAUAAAUUCAUCUUCAUCUUGUUUGCAUUAUAGAUCCUUAUUUAAAUCUUUGCAGAGAUGCAGUCAUAUUUAAGCAUUGUCAAGUGCAUGUCGAUUAACUGUUUGUAAGGGGGAAAAUGAAUGAGCCCUUGUACAGCGACGGAAUGGGACAAAUUGACAAACUAAAAUGUUAUCAGAUUUCAGUGCUGUAUGCCAUUCACAUCUGAUUAAUUUAACAAGUCGAUGCACCGGCAAAUCUGAGUGUAAAUGAAAAUAUUGCAAGACUAACGAAAUUAAAUUAUCUUCUUGAGUAACAAGUGUUUUACCGAGAUGUACAGACGAGUUUACUGUGUGGAUCAGUGAAUAUAGGCAGAAUGAAAAGGACCGAUUAGAACAUUGAUUAAAUAAUAUUAUUAAAUGUAAGUGCUGAAUAUCAUCUAGAGUUUACUGACUUCGCAAUACGCCGCACCAGCGGAAGAUUCGCCAAUCCUGCUUACAUUGAGGAUAAAACAAUUGCAUUGGUGCAAAGAUUAAGUCUUUGGUAGAAUCGCGAAGUUGAAACAAUUUAGUGAUUUUGCCUCAGUGUUGUUUAAAAAUUGACUGUUUAACAGAACAGGUUAUUGACAGAAUCAAAAUUAUGAAUGUAAAAAUUAUUUAAACGUGUAUUUUAAACGAAUGUUUAUUAAUUUAUUUUGCAAGCUGUUGCAGUUAUAAGUGUGUAACAUUUGCAUUUCAGGUGAAUUAUUCAUAAUAAUGGAGGAAAUUUGUGAGAUCAGGUUAUUUUAAUUUUUAAUCCAUUGUAGCUGCAACGAGCAUGUGAUGGCAUUCCACUGGCGCAAUCAGAAUUUUGUUUUGGGGGGAGGGGGAUAUGGUCAUAAUUGGUCCUUUACAUGUAUAUAAACUUCUGUAUUAGGAUUGGUGAUAUGUGUUGAGCUCAAGGUUGACUUUCGCCCCAGCAGCAUUACUGAUGUAUUCGUUUCAUUUUUCCAAAAAAAAAA
Messenger RNA from Uloborus diversus, 4153 nucleotides. RefSeq names its product solute carrier organic anion transporter family member 4A1-like. The record is from RefSeq and is a predicted model, not a curated record. Lineage: Eukaryota; Metazoa; Arthropoda; Arachnida; Araneae; Uloboridae. Gene Ontology annotation, cellular component: membrane. The transcript has 11 exons. Gene Ontology annotation, molecular function: protein binding. The coding region runs from base 116 to 2278 and encodes 720 amino acids. Gene Ontology annotation, biological process: transmembrane transport; sodium-independent organic anion transport.